AUCGAGUCGCCUGACCACACAUAGGGUUCACCCCCUAGUGAGCUACACUCCCAAAAGUCAAGUUCGUCUUAAACAGUUUGUUGUCGAGCAAGUGCGGGGCUUAACUAAAGCCGUAUACUGUGACAAAGAGACCCUUAUCUAGGUCCCAAGCUCCUGUCCCCCUGUAUCCUUUCUGUAGUUGGGGUAGCAGAGAGAGACAGGCAGUGUCGGAGACAGCCUGUGUUCCCAGCAUGCCCGCUGCUCUCUGGUGCAGCGGCUGGGAGCUGAUGCUGCUGGCUGAUUGAGUGCCUUCCGUGUGAGUCAGUUUGCUGAGUAACAGCAUCAAUUCGUCCCUAAAGUAACUGAGCGACAGGCUCCGCAACCGGUAGGAAAAAACAAAACCGCCUGUUAGGAGUUGGUCAGAGAGAACGGCGGCACUGCCGACCGUGAAACCCACCUAGGAAAUGCCCCUUUUCACAACAAAUCCAUUUGACCAAGAUGUUGAGAAAGCAACCAGUGAGAUGAAUACUGCAGAAGACUGGGGUCUCAUAUUAGAUAUCUGUGAUAAAGUUGGACAGUCACGUACAGGGGUCAUCCAAAAGUGUGUGAAAAAUUAAAAGCUCUUAUGGUGGAAUGGAGUGAAGAGUUUAAGAGUGACCCCCAGCUUAGUCUGAUUUCUGCAAUGAUUAAAAACUUGAAAGAACAAGGAGUUUCAUUUCCUGCUGCUGGUUCACAGGCUGUAGAACAAGCUAAAGCAAGCCCAGCCCUAGUUGCCAAAGAUACAAGCACAACUCCAAGUAAAAAAGAAGAAGAAGAUAUAGCAAAAGCAAUUGAGUUGUCUUUAAAAGAACAAAAACAGCUACAGUCUACACUUUCUAAUGUAUAUCCAAAUCCAUCAAGUUUUCUCACAAAUCACAAAUCUGAAGGUCGAAAGGUUCGAGCCAUCUAUGACUUUGAAGCUGCUGAAGAUAAUGAACUCACAUUUAAAGCUGGGGAAAUUAUUACUGUGCUUGAUGACAGUGAUCCAAACUGGUGGAAAGGGGAGACAUAUCAAGGUACUGGAUUAUUCCCCUCAAACUUUGUGACUGCAGAUCUUACAGCAGAACCUGAAAUGAUGAAAACAGAAAAGAAAACUGUUCAGUUCAGUGAUGAAGUUCAGAUUGAAACUUUGGAACCAGAACCUGAGCCUGUAUAUAUUGAUGAAGGUAAAAUGGACCAACUACUACAGAUGCUACAGAGUGCAGAUCCAACAGAUGGGCAGCCAGACCCACCUGACCUGAUUCACCUGGAAGGUGCCUGUCACCAAAUGGGACCAUUGAUUGACGAGAAGCUGGAAGACAUUGACAGGAAACAUUCAGAAAUUUCUGAGCUGAAUGUGAGUGUGAUGGAAGCCCUCUCACUGUAUACUAAACUUAUGAAUGAAGAUCCAAUGUAUUCCAUGUAUGCAAAAUUGCAGAAUCAACAGUAUUAUGUACAGCCACCUGCAGCAGCUAGUUCACAGGUGUAUUCAACACAGACUCAGAAUGGAACAUAUAUGGUUACUGGAACACCGCAUAUGGGUUCUAUGCAAGGCUACAGCAUUCCGCCAGAGCAGCUUCCAUCUCAUAACCAAGGGGUUCUCCCACCGCCAGCAAGCCCUCUUCCUGGCCAGCAACCGCAGACAGCCUAUACAAACACUAUGAUUAGUUCAGUACCAGGCACUACAUUUCCAAACGAAGCUACAUUGUACAGUCCACCUCCACCUGCUAGUAAUGUUGAUUUCAGUGCUUAUCAGAAUGCUGGUAGCAGUGGUCAGCAGUUGCCAAACUACUCAGUAGCCUCUUCAAAUGUGACUCAACAAUCAGGUGGUCAUCAGCAGCCAUCCUUCUCCCAGAAAGCACUACUAUAGGACAUGGAACACCGUCACAUUCAUCAAUGAUCUCUGUGGAAUAUGCAGUAAUUGGAAUUGCUUGACAAGUAACCCUUUCACAGCUGGCCAUUAUGACUAAAUUGGGAGUUUGUUCCCUUUCCAUACACUUCUGAAUUUGAAAGGGCUGAACUUUUGUCUGUUUGCACAGACAGUUCACAACAUUUUGUUCCUCUUAGGACAUACCUUUUAGCAGAAGGAUGUAAAUACUAAGGAUGUACGAUUUCCAAGAUCUGCAUAGAUGGCUGUUAGGUCUGCACUUUUCACGGAUCAUCUGGUUCAUUCAGGUUCACAUAUGCUGUUCUUGUCUGCUGUAUGCUUCCUGUCUUUUUACACCAGUGAAAUGUUCUGCAUUGAACUCUGUGCUUCCUCUGGGUACUAAUUUUGUCUGCUGUGUAUGAAGUCGACACAUCGCUGAUAAAAAUUUUAUAUAGCCUUCAUUAUGCCAUCAUGUUUAGCUGCUGUACUGAGAUGCAUUAAGUUUGCCAAGCCAGACAAACCUCUUGUUAUAUAGCUGUAGUCUGCCUGAGAGCCAGUAGAACUAAGAUUAAUUGGAAAAAGCUGCACACAAUUCUUAUUUUUUGCUGUUUUUUCUAGUUUUGCAUUUGAUAAGUCAAAUGCAUUUGUAGCCUGAGAGUUAAUGUUUCUUCCUUUAUCUCUUACUAAACCAGAUGUUGUUGUCAGAUCUGGAGUCAGUGGUGAUAGAUCUUAAAUCUACUGAAUGAUCUCUGCCAAGCAAUGAAUGCACUUUGUUUAGACGUCUCCAUAUACAUACAUAAUUAAAAGCUAAAAUGUACCAGCCGCUUGGCCAAAUUCUGUUACCUAUGCUGACCAUGUUAGUAUUGGAUAAAAUGUUUAACCAGAAGGAGAGAUUGCACAUUCUUCAGGUGUAAAGGCUAAUUGUGUCUUUAUUUUAAAAUAGAAUACCAAUUUUUUGGUAGUGCACUUUCCCUUUGAAUAAUAAAAAAACGUUCCUCGAA
Protopterus annectens (West African lungfish) is the source of this 2865-nucleotide messenger RNA. It is a transcript of the gene STAM, whose product is annotated as signal transducing adaptor molecule. Lineage: Eukaryota; Metazoa; Chordata; Ceratodontiformes; Protopteridae. Gene Ontology annotation, molecular function: ubiquitin binding; phosphatidylinositol binding. Gene Ontology annotation, biological process: protein transport to vacuole involved in ubiquitin-dependent protein catabolic process via the multivesicular body sorting pathway. Gene Ontology annotation, cellular component: ESCRT-0 complex. The record is from RefSeq and is a predicted model, not a curated record.